Molecule: messenger RNA, 4006 nt
Organism: Gasterosteus aculeatus aculeatus (three-spined stickleback)
Lineage: Eukaryota; Metazoa; Chordata; Actinopteri; Perciformes; Gasterosteidae
Source: RefSeq, a predicted model, not a curated record
AUGUCAAAGCGAGUCCGAAGCAGAGAGGUCUGCGCUGAUUGCAGUGCCCCGGAGCCACGGUGGGCCUCCGUCAACAGGGGCGUGCUGAUCUGCGAUGAGUGCUGCAGCAUCCAUCGAGGUCUGGGGCGACACAGCUCUCAGGUCCGACACCUGAGACAUUCUCCAUGGCCACCCUGCCAGUUACAGAUGGUGCAGACGCUUUAUGGCAAUGGAGCUAAUUCCAUAUGGGAGCACAGCCUCCUGGACCCUUCUUCUUCAAUGGGGGGGAGACGCAAAGCCAACCCUCAGGACAGAGUUCACCCCAAUAAGACCGAGUUCAUCAAAGCCAAGUAUCAGAUGUUGGUGUAUGUCCAUCGGAUGCCUUGUCGGGAGGAUGACAGUGUUACCGCAAACGACCUCAGCAAGCAACUCCACUCCAGUGUUCGGACUGGAAAUCUGGAGACCUGCCUACGGCUCUUAUCUCUGGGAGCACAGGCCAACUUCUUCCAUCCAGAGAAAGGGAACACUCCGCUACACAUAGCAGCAAAAGCAGGACAAAUGUUACAGGCUGAACUGUUGGCGGUUUAUGGAGCUGAUCCCGGGGCCCUGGACUCCAGUGGAAAGACCCCCAUUGAUUAUGCAAGACAAGCCGGCCAUCAGGAUCUGGCGGAGAGGCUGGUGGAGAUCCAGUAUGAGCUCACUGACCGCUUAACGUUUUACCUGUGUGGCAGAAGACCAGAUCACAGAAACGGACAACACUUCAUUAUCCCGCAGAUGGCAGACAGAAAUAACAGCUUGGAUUUGUCCGAGUUUGCAAAAGCUGCAAAGAAGAAGCUCCAGUCGCUAAGUAACCAUCAGUUUGAGGAACUCGCCAUGGACGUUUACGAUGAGGUGGACAGAAGAGAAACGGACGCAGUGUGGUUGGUUACGCAGAACCACAGCACUCUUGUAACGGACACCACAGUUGUGCCUUUUCUGCCCGUCAAUCCCGAGUACUCCUCCACCAGAAACCAGGGUCGUCAAAAAUUGGCGAGGUUUAGUGCUCAUGAGUUUGCCACCCUGGUUAUUGAUAUUCUGACGGAUGCUAAGCGGCGGCAGUGGGGAAAUUCCUGCGACAGUCCCAAAGAGAGCGUGGAGUUGAUCCUUCAGGGAAUAGACAGUCGCCAUAACAGUGAAAGCCAGGACAACGACCAACCCGAUUACGACAGUGUGGCAUCCGACGAGGACCCGGUGCAGGAGGCCACCUGCGGGGACAGCUGCAAUGAUAGAAGGACCAAGACUUCUGAGUCAUCUGACCUCUCUGAUGGACCAAUCACAGUGCAAGAGUUCCUGGAGGUGAAGAGCGCCCUCAACGCCUCAGAGGCCAAAAUACAGCAGCUUCUUAAAGUAAACUGUCACCUCAGCGAUGAGCUGCGCAGCAUGCAGAGCAAGCUGAACUCCCUGCAGAGUGAAAACACGACGCUGCGAUGGCAACCCCCCGGCGGACAGCAACCCCUCCAGGGGCCCUCCGGUCGACAGCCGCCCCCCCGCGGAGGUCGCGCCAUGUCCAUGUACGAGACGGGCUCGUCCCCGAGGCCUUACCCCAACCGGGUCGAAGCGGCGAGCCGCCGCGACGACGGAGUCGUCUUGCAGCCCAUCCCGAUCAACAUUGGGAGGGGUCCUUUGGGGACGGCUGCGUCCUCCCUCCCUACCUUCCCCUCUUCCAUGUCCUGGUCGUGGGAUGAGCGGUCUCGAAGGGGCUGCAGUCUGGAAGCUCACAGUAUGAUGCUGGAGAGCGAUUACGACACCACGCCAAACCACUCCGAACUGGAGGACACUGGCAGCCCUCUUCCAGCCUCUGAAGCAGUGGAGCCAGGGGAGGAGGGAGAGGAAGACGCCACCCUGCCGUGCACAGAGGACGUCAUCUGCAAGACGGAGCAAAUCACGAAGAACAUACAGGAGCUUCUGAGAGCUGCACAGGAGACCAAACAUGAGAGCUUCCUGCUUUGUUCAGAAAAGAUCUGCAUGGCUGUGACCGAGAUGGCCGCCCUGUUUCCCAAGCGGCCGUCCUCGGAGACGGUGCGAGGCUCUCUGUGCCUGCUGACCUCCAGUGCCGGCCGGCUCCACGGAGAGUGCCAGAAGGCCGCGGAGCACGACCCCCGCGCGUCGGACAUCCAGCUGGUCACUCAGCAGGUCAUCCAGUGCGCCUAUGACAUUGCCAAAGCUGCCAAGCAACUCGUCACUGUGACAACCAAAGAAAACAACAACUAGUUUAAAACGUGAAGACAAUCUCAAAUACGCCCAGAAGUAUUUAUCAAAUAACUUGCUCAUUUCAAUUCAGUCAGUGUUACCCAGCAUUUUUUUUGGUUUUCCCUUAUUAAUCAGUGUAAGCAUUUAAAUACAUUCCGUGAAUAAAUAUUUUUUUAAAAGAUGUGACCUACAAACUUAGAUUAAAAGCAUUUAUUUUGUCAUCAUUCUUGAUCAUCAUAUAGAGUAAACUUUUGUUACUAUUACUUCCCUUACAAAGAGAUAAGGGGUCACAAAUCCAGCACUAAUCCUGUGUGUGUGUGUGUGUGUGUGUGUGGGUGUGUGUGUGGGUGUGGGUGGAAUGACAACAGCAAGAGGUUGAGCCUUCCACAUCGUGCUUUUCCACGUAGACGUCAUCGUCUGAGCCCCUUGAGGUCGGGUGUCUGGCGUGCCGGUGAAGACUAAAGCCGCGAGACACCCGGCCUCCCAGCUCAUAAAAGAUUCAUACCAGUGUCCAGCGUAGUUUCCCUUUGAACCGUUUUUAAAGAUAUUUAAGAUGCAAUGACAGUAUUUUAAUCUUGAACCAUAGUUCUACCACUUGCUUGAGUUCAACUGUUUGUUUAGUGAGCAAACUGUGGUCUUGAAAGUCCCUUCAGUGCAUUGAGCUCCAUGUAAGGCCGUCGGUACCAAGUGUGCGAACCAUCAUUCCAUCCAGCAGCUGAAUUUACUGUUCUGCAAAGUAUCAGCAGUUAUAAGGUGACAACCAUACUUCUGAUAUUGUGUGUGUGUGUAUGUGUAUGUGGGCGCUGUUGUCACAGAAAUGGCCUCAAUGGCCGCGUGUGAAAUCCCUUUUUCUUUUUUUUAAAUCAAUUUUAAAAGCAUUAUGCAAAUAUAUAAGAUGUACGUAUCCAUGUAAUUCUUUAUCAAAAUAACCCAAAUGCUAUUCUAUUUAUAAACUGUAUGUCAUACCUCUAAGAAAAGAUCAAUGUUUAUUUUCAUAAGCUUCUGUUUAACAUGAUGCUCCUCACAGACCAACUUUUCUUCUGAGGUUUGGGACGUCUCAGCGGGCCACUUGUGCUCUGUGGUUAUUUGGUGUGGUGCUGUAACUCCAGUGUGUUCGAUGCUACCUGUGGUCACAUACGGUUUACAUGUGCUGUUUUAAGUGACUGCGCCCACUGAGGUCCUGUACCUGUUGUAGAACUUUAGCUCUCAAGUGUCGCCUGUUUGUUGUGAGCCAGAUCAGUUUCAACCGGGGUGGAAAGAGAACCAGAAUACGCCGCGUGAGGGGAGAAAAGUUCAUUCUUUUGAUUAAUUGUUCAGUUCUAAAUGAGUGAGGACAGAAAAAAAAUCUUCUGUACAUAUCAUAUACAAAAAAGCACAACUUUACUCACGGUCCACUGUUUUGUGAGCUUGUAACCUACGUUGCACUGAAUUUGCAUUUGUUUUGGAGGGGUUUUUUUCACAAAUAUUUUUUUUUUUUCCCAAGUACUUUUUGUACUUCUGCAAACUAACUUUCAGUAACUAGGUAACGUCCCCUUUACUCCCACUUCAUCUAAAUUUAGCUAACAUUAGUUACCAGACCAAGUAAGACUACUUUAUCACAACUACUUGCGGAAAUGGAUUAAGCAAUGUGUGUUUAUAGAUGAAAAUGUUUUAUUUAUCAUGUCAAAAUGUAAAAGUCACUAUUUAGGACUCUGUCGUAUUCGGUUACUUUCCACCUCUGGUUUCAACCUGGCAUUGCAUUCCCUGUACAGACUGCCUCCCUGCCUUAGGUUUAAAUAAAAUAUCACUCAUACCUCAA